AGAAUAUUAUCAUUUUAGGUUUAAUACAGACAACAUCUAUACUUUUGACGCAAGCCAUGUCGAGUCUUAUUAAUGUGCAUCAUGUUCUUAUGGCGACUUUUCAUUUAUUGUUCCUUAUUUGUGCAGCUGACUUUCAGAGGGAUUCAAGCUGUUUCACCUUCAUACAUACAAAUAAUACAAGUCCACAAGAUGUGGAGGAUUCCUGUUUUGAAAUGUCCAAAAGCAGUGUUAAUAUACUUUACGGAGAGGUGCUAGUGCUAUCUAAAUUUCCUGAGUCGAAAGUUUCUACAUUUGGACUUCCUGCAUAUGAUAUACCAACAUCACAGUGUAAUAUGCGGCAGCGCAAAAUUGAGAACUGUAUUGCAAAUGGAUCUAAAAAGUACCUGGAGACUACGUGUAAUACAGUCUGUUUUGAUGGGAUGCUAACACAGCUCAGGACUGUUUAUAGGAACAGUUUUAUGUUUUUGAAUGGGUGCAGUAAUUUUCUGAAUUUAAGACUGACUGAUUGUCGAAAAGGAAUCUACCGGGGCAUCUCCGAGCAUUGGUGUUUUGUGUUUUCAGCUUUCAAAGAUGUUCUAUUGGCGACAAUACAUUUAUUGUUCUCUAUUUGUGAAGCUGACUUUCAGGGGAAUUCAAGCUGUUUCACCUUCAUACAUACAAAUAAUACAAGUCCACGGGAUGUGGAGGAUUCCUGUUUUGAAAUGUCCAGAAGCAAUGUUAAUAUACUCUAUGGAGGUAUAAAUCUAUACAUAAAGAAUCUGACCAACGACUCUUCGUGUUCUUUUAUGGACCUCAAACUUGAGACAAUGCAAAAAUACAUAAUUGAUGGAACCGGUCAACGAAGACUGUGUAGAACAAAGAUGGUUUUCUCCAUCAAUACCACCAUGUGCGAAAAAACAAUUAGACAUCUUAAAUUCUCCUGUGAUGAAAACCGUCAAACAAGAAAAAGCAUAUUUUUUCAAAAGUGUGGAAGUACACGUUGUCUAGAUAAAAAUAUGAAGAGUGAAGAAAAUUCAAAAGAUAAAGCUCAAGGGGCAUUGAUGAUAUCUGAACUUCCUUUGCCAAAUCUAUCUACGUUUGGACUUCCUGCUUAUGACAUACCAACAGCACAUUGUAACAUGAGGCAGUGCAAACCAGUGAAUUGUUCUGCCAAUCAGUUAAACAACUUUUCGGUGACCACACCUGAACACACGCCAAUGCAAGCUAAAGACAUCCAAUACAUGCUUUAUGCAAUCGGAAGUGGAUGUGGUGGACUGCUGGUCGGAAGUUUAGUAACAUCUAUCGUGUGCAUUAUUCUUAAUAAAUACAAGAAGAAUUAUAGAAAUUUUGGUGUUGUGUCUUUUUCCAAAGGCAACGUUCAACUGUUGUCUGAGACGGAACGGAAAAUGUCCAUUCACUCAAAGGAGGGCGAAACUGUGUAUCAUGAUAUCUCCGAUGUAGCGGGACCAUCAAAGGUUAGAGCUAUACAACACGGUGUAUCUAACCUAUUGACAGACGAUUCCUCUGAACAACGCUACAGUGAAAGUCCAAAAAGCAGUACCAGUGCUUACGAAAAUGGAAGCAUAUCAUCACAAUUGUCAACAAAGAGUGCACCUACCAAGGAGAAAGAAAGCUUGAAAAAACGUGAAACCCCCCAAAUUUAUCAUAAAUUAGCGAGGGAUUAUAAGGUUAAUUCAGGAAAUGUGGCCAUAAUGACUGGUAAAGAAACAAAUGUUAUAGAUACUGACAAUGACUACAAAAAUGAAACGUCUUUUGAGGAAGGUGGGCAAUGUUCGGCCUCGAUGUAUGAAAGCCCCGUCGAUAAACAUCAUGUCUCAUUUCUUCAAAAGGAAGAACAUGACUCUAGUUAUUUAUUGGAGAGUACUGUUGAACGUUUGUCAGAGACGGGCGACGUGAAGAAAACCUUACCUGGUGUUUAUCACACCUUACAGGAGGAAGGAAGUGAACAUUUAGGGGAUGUGACGAUAGGUAUGGAAAGCAAUGCCGAUCAAGAUAAAAUAAGUUCGAAUGGUUCGAAUUCACAGAAGGAAUAUUGCGUAAUUACGGCAAAACCUCUAGAACAAGAAAGUUCCUCAUCUGAAUCAUUAAGUGAAAAAUACUGUUUUUCCUUCAUUCAUACUGAUGAAAAAAGUCCAGACAACCUGGAGGAGACCUGUUUUGAAAUGACCAACGACAGAGUUAAUGUCUUUUCACCAGGUAUAUCUUUUUAUGUCAUGGACCUUGAUGAUAAGAAGCCAGCAUCGUGUUCUUUUGAAGACAUCAAACUUGAAACCAUACAGAAAUACAUUACAUUAGAAGGCACCAGCCAACGACGAUUGUGUAGGACAAAAAUGAUUUUCUCCAUCAAUACGACCAUAUGUGAAGACAAACUGACAUAUCUGAAAUUCUACUGCGUGGGAAAUGUCACAAGAACAAAAAACCUAUUUUUUCAAAAUUGUUUUUCUGUUCACUGCCCUGGGAAAAUGUCGGAAAAUAAGGAAAAGCAAACAGAUACGGAGGCGCUGGUACUGUCUGAAUUCCCAGCAGUUUCUAAGUCUGGACUCUUUGCUUAUGACAUACCAACAACACAAUGUGACAUGAAGCAGUGUAAAUUAGAGAAUUGUUCCACUGACGAAAUAAGAAAAUUAAAGGAAAGAAUUCUAAUAAGAAAGACGAACAAAACAGAAGACAAGGGAUGUUUGUUUUUUACAAUUGGAAGUGGAAGUGGCGGACUUCUAGUGGGGAUUCUAUUAACGUCCGUCACGUGUCUUCUUUUAAACAAGUGUAAAACAAGUAGCAGAAAUAUUGGAGAAGUAACAUUUUCCAAACAGAAGGUUCAUCUUUUAUCUGGGACAGAAAGAAAAAUGUCCAUUCAUUCUAAAGAGGAGGAAACUGUGUACCACGAUAUAAGCGAUAUUCCGGGCCCCUCACAGUUAAGAGAUAUACAACAGGGCGUUUCUAACCUUCUUACAGACGACUCCCCAGAACAACGCUACAGUGAAAGUCCAAAAAGCAGUACUAGUGCUUACGAAAACGGAAGCAUAUCAUCACAAUUGUCAACAAAGAGUGCACCUACGAAGGCGAAAGAAAGCUUGCAAAAAAGUGAAAAACCGCAAGUAUAUCACACAUUGGCCAGGGAUUAUAAGAUUAAUUCAGGAAAUGUGGUCAUUUCGACUGGAAAACAAACAAAUGUUAUAGAUACUAACAAUGACAACAAGAAGGAAGCAAAGUCUUUUGCGGAAGGUGAGCAACGUUCGGUGUAUGAAAGUCCAGUUGAUAAACAUCGUGUCCCAUUUCUUCAAAAGGAAGAACAAGAUUCAAGUGAUUUGUUGGACAGUACUGUUGAACGCUCGAUAGAAACGGACGAUGUGACGAAGAGCUUACCUGGUGUUUAUCACACUUUACAGGAGGAAGGAAGUGAACAUUUAGAGGAAGUGACGAUAGGUAUGGAAAGCAAGGUCGAUCAGGAUAAAAGAAGUUCAAAUGGUUCAAAUUCACAGAGGGAAUAUUACGUGAUUAUGGCAAAACCUCUAGAACAAGAAAGCUCCUCAUUUGAAUCAUUAAGUGAAAAAUAAUGCAUAUAAAUAAUAUUCCUAAUUUUAUAACAGAAAAUUCUUUGAGAAAAAAAAGUUGGACAAAUUUUUGUGUUUAAUAAAAUUAAUAUGGUUGAGUAAAACAAACAUUAGCAAUAUCUAAUUCUCAUUUUUGAUAUUAUGUACAAAACAAUCUAGAUGCCAAAAUUUAAUUGUUUUUUUUUAAAUAUUAUCUUGACUGAAGAUUAUAAGAAUAAUUUACCAGAAAUAUCCAGUGGCUUAUCCAACUGCAUCCUGGGGGAAAGGUAACUAGUUGUUAAUAGAAACAGUUAUUCCGGUGUCUCACUUUUUUGUAAUUAUAACAGUUAUCUAUAUGAACAAUAUUUAA
Molecule: messenger RNA, 3900 nt
Organism: Saccostrea cuccullata (small rock oyster)
Lineage: Eukaryota; Metazoa; Mollusca; Bivalvia; Ostreida; Ostreidae
Exons: 20
Coding region: 57-3554 (1165 amino acids)
Source: RefSeq, a predicted model, not a curated record